This is a messenger RNA of Puccinia triticina, 600 nucleotides long. RefSeq lists its product as uncharacterized. Gene Ontology annotation, molecular function: transcription coregulator activity. Gene Ontology annotation, cellular component: mediator complex. The transcript is spliced from 2 exons. The coding region runs from base 1 to 600 and encodes 199 amino acids. NCBI's taxonomy places the organism in Eukaryota, Fungi, Basidiomycota, Pucciniomycetes, Pucciniales, Pucciniaceae. Gene Ontology annotation, biological process: regulation of transcription by RNA polymerase II. The record is from RefSeq and is a predicted model, not a curated record.
AUGUUUGUCCCGGAAAAAGAGUCGACGAACUCGUCGCUCUUCCAAACCGACGUCCGGCGACGGACGAACCUAUCAACGGCAACGAAUGCGCUCCGGUCGGCUGCUGUUGAAGCCCAGAACGACUCCCUGGGAUUGUCUAGUGAGGAACGACUGGCGGAAAUGGAAGACGAGCUUAAUAGGAUCGUCGACAGGGACGUAGAAACCCUGGUGGAGGGCAUGGAGGAAAUCAUUGAUCUCUCGUCGGUAGGAUCUGUUGACAAACUCCGGGCCUUACAAGACAGUUUGGCGAUCGAAUUGAGGACAGAGACGCUGGUUCGAUCGUGUACAUCACUCAUGGCCCUCAGCCAUUCGAUGAAGAUGCUGUGGCUACUGGGCGAUGAGGCCAAUCGGAGGAGGAUCCAAGACGCGCGAACGAGUCCAUUGAAUUCAGAAAUCAGCAAACUCAAGUCUCGCGCCGCCCAAUUAAUCGAAGAACUCAAAGUCGGCCCUCCGGCCGACUCUUCAGAUCAUGAAAUGAACCUCGAUCCCUCCCCACCCUCUCCUUCCAACGCUGGACCAUCCAAUCCAUCGGUUCAUGCUACUGAUCACAUGCCAACUUGA